This is a messenger RNA of Parnassius mnemosyne (clouded apollo), 336 nucleotides long. Lineage: Eukaryota; Metazoa; Arthropoda; Insecta; Lepidoptera; Papilionidae. The record is from the annotation of a GenBank genome assembly.
AUGGUAUUGUCAUCGAUUCAUAUAGUACUGCAAUAUCUCAGACGUGUGGAAGUGGGUGAAAACAGAAUUACAAAAUUCGAUUACUACAUACAUACAUGUCAAGCUAAUAUAAAGCAGUAUAUACAAAACCUCAACUAUUUACGUAGUACAAAACCAAGCGGAUUGGUCAGUCCUUGUUUAUUUCUCCAUCUUAUUCUAAUGAAUUUUGGCGCUUUUAUUUUAAAUUUAUCCUAUGCUACUGCAGCGCCACCAUUAUUGGACGCGUUUUUAGGGACACUUUUCAUAUACAGAGAUGGUCCUCCUUCUACUCUACACUCCAUACCUAUUACAAAAUGA